This is a messenger RNA of Pseudogymnoascus verrucosus, 2259 nucleotides long. RefSeq lists its product as uncharacterized. Gene Ontology annotation, molecular function: protein binding. Lineage: Eukaryota; Fungi; Ascomycota; Leotiomycetes; Thelebolales; Thelebolaceae. The record is from RefSeq and is a predicted model, not a curated record. The transcript is spliced from 3 exons. Bases 1 to 2259 code for a protein of 752 amino acids.
AUGGAUGCUCAUGAUGUUAGCUCACAGCAUGUGGAUCUCUUGAACAAGUUCAAGAAGACUUUGGAGGAAGCCAAAAAACGUCAAGGUGAGCGACCCAACGAUCGAAAGCCCCCCGAAUAUGCGUACAUGAGGUUCAUGAUGUCCAUGAGGCCCGUGGGUCAAAACAAACCCGGCUAUUUUAUUCAUACAUCAUUCAUUGCACCAGCAUAUCCUCCAUGCACCACUCCAGUGGCCGAUCUCAAACAUAUCACGAUUGAUGAGCUUCUACUCGAGACGCAUCACCGAGGCAGGUAUAUACUGCUACGAUGCAUUACACCCCCCAACCGGAUGACGGCCAUAAUGGUGCUGGCCGAAGACAAAAACAAGGAUGUUGUGUCGUUACAGAUGUACCAGCAGGAAAAUGAGGAAACACGGCCUGCAACUGACAUCGCGGAUACGGGGAUUAUACUUCUUGUGAAGGAACCCUACUACAAGAUGAUGAGCGAUGGAGAGUAUGGGUUGCGUGCAGACCAUCUCUCUGAUAUUGUUCAGCUCAAGAGCAGCGAUGAUAGGAUCCCAUCAGAUUGGCAACCGCGUGUCAUCGAAGUUGAGGUGUCGGCCGAGGAAUUGAAGCUGAAGGGGAACUUGGCAAUGAAAGAAGGCAAAUUCUGGGAAUCUAUUGCUAUUUACUCUGAUGCACUUGCACAACCAACUUCGGCCGACGAGGCAGACACUAUCAAGCGCAACAGAUCUCUCGCCUUUCUCCGGACGAAACAAUUUGACGCCGCCCUAUCCGAUACAGGAUUUUCCAACUUUGGCGAGAAUGCUUCUGAGAAAGCGAUGUUCAGGGCGGGAGAGGCCCUGUACCAUCUCGGGCGCUUCGAUGAAUGCUACAACGUACUUGCGAUGCUUUGCCGCCUUUAUCCACUCAAUGUUCUUGCUCGUGCGUCGCUGGACCGUGCCAAAAGCCGGCUGAAGGAGCAGAAGACAGGAGAAUUCGACUUCAAACUUCUUCAGGCAGAGGCCAAAAAGCUCAGGCCUCCUCACCUGGAUCAUGCUACCUACAUUGGGCCUAUCGAAGUCAGGCAGACCGCAUCCAAGGGCCGAGGACUAUUUGUCACAAAAGAUGUGAAAGCGGGUGACUUGCUUUUAUGCGAGAAAGCCUUUGCUCACUGUUACGCCCCCGAGGAAUCGGAUGCCAAAAAAGCAGGCGAAUCGACGAUUAGCAUCCUGAUGAACACAGAAACCAAUACAGCUUUUAUGGGAACACAAGCUGAUCUUCUUACGAGUAUUGCUCAGAAGAUGUACCAUAAUCCUUCGGUUUCUUCAGCUUUCAUGGAUCUGUACCAUGGGGAUUACAAAGGAGUUGACAUGACAGUCGUCGACCAGACACCAAUAGUUGAUACUUUUCAGGUGGAGCGAACCAUCGCCUUCAACUCUUUUGGCUGUCCACUCUCCAGCAUCAACUCGCAACAAAAAGUUCGCGACCAUAAGGAAGAGCCAGAUAGUGCCUUUCAUUCCACCGGCAUUUGGACCCAAUCGUCAUACAUCAACCACAGCUGCACCAGCAACACCCGUCGAUCAUUUAUCGGCGACAUGAUGAUUAUCCGUGCAACCUGCGACAUCAAAAAAGACACCGAGCUCUCAUUCUGGUACCGCUGCCCCAUCAAAGGCGAUGCGACAGACGCCCAAAAAAAAUUCGAGAAUUGGGAAUUUGAAUGUGCAUGCUCCAUAUGCUCUGAUAACAAAUCUACAGCUCCUCCUGUUUUGCGGAAGCGAGAAAUGCUGAGAAAGAGCAUAGAGACGGCAUUUAAGGUAACUUCAUUGGGAAGUGGCGCAUUGAAACGGAUCGAGCGAUUGGUUGGUGAAUUGAACCAGACAUAUUCUCAGCCGGCAGACAAAGUCCCUCGUCGUCUCGUCUGGGACCCUCAGUUGGCUUUGGCACAAGCUUAUGCAUCUCAAAACCAGUCGAGAAAUUGCAUCGUAGCUGCCGGUAAAAUUCUUACUGGGCUAGGGUUUCUCAUAAGUGGCACCGACUCUCCACAGACGCCAUUUUCAAUCGAGCGAUGGGGGAUGCUCCAGGAUUAUCUUGUGGAAGCUUUUGUUCUUCUUCGAAAUAUAUUUUUGAUGAACAAGGCUGUGGAAAAUUCGAAGAAAGCAGGCGAGUAUGCCAGAACCGUGUACAGGAUGGUAGUCGGCGAGGAUGCUACUUUUGAAAGCGUUUGGGGGCUCGGAGGGACUCUGAUUUACUUUCACGUCCAGCUUAGUAGCUUGGAAUAG